CAAGCUAGAGCUGCGAGUUUCGAGCAGGAAGGGAGAGGUGAUAUCCUGGAAGGUGGCUGGGGUCAUCGGAGGAUUGCCAGGAUUUAGUAUUUCGUUACCGCGUCUGGUUACGUAAACAAGUGGCUUUACGGUUCUUUUCACCGUCUCGUUGAGAGAGGAGCCGAGUGGGUGGUGAGAAGUCUCGCUGUGCGGACUUCACAGCCACUUUCCCCUGUUGCCUUGUGCCCAGGGGGUUCCAUGUUGGUUUUGGGCUUCUAUAGUCUCAUGCAAGAAACACCUGGAAGGUCGAAGAAGGGAUUGCCGAGAAGGAAGGGUAAUAGGUUAUUUAAGAGACCUGGAAAAGGAGCGGACCUAUCUGAAGAAUCAGCUGAAAGGUGACAUAGAAGGUGAAAAUGGGAGGAGGUGAAAGAUAUAACAUUCCUGUUCAACCGCCAAGAAAUAAUAUUGGUAAGCAGAAUAAUCGGCAAAAAUUAUUUGAUCGUAACAAUCAGAAGGUGAACACCUCUCGUGCUAAAGACAGAAGUCGCAUUUACAAUCAGUCCGGUCCUGCAUGGCAGGCCAUGCAGAAUGGAGCAAACCUCAACAACAACAACACUCUCUCUGUAAACCAGAACUGGAACUCGGGAUUACCGGGUUCCAAGAAUCUCUUCCAAAGUCAAGACAACCAGAAUUAUGCCGGCGCCAAGUUCAGUGAACCACCAUCACCAAGUGUUCUUCCCAAACCACCAAGCCACUGGGUACUUCUGUCCUGUAGUCCUUCUGAACGAGAAUUGAUGUCCUUCCAACUCAAAACCUUGCUUAAGGUCCAAGCGUAACUAGAGCGUGCAAAGCCAACAUAUCUUCAGGCUAAUUACAGAGUUUCAAGUUGAAGACUAUCCAGCUCCAUACUUUAGUUUUGUAAAGUAACUUAACUGGCACAUAUACCAAUAUGAAUUGGACCUGCUCUGCUUAUAGCUGCUCAGGAGAUCUGACUAAAAUGCAGGGAGAGCCUUCUAUGAAGACCCCCUGCAUUAGAAGCACUUUCACAGCAUAGCUUGAGUAUGUUGCACUGAAAUUCCACCACGUGCUCAAAUUAAGUUUAUACAUUGCUUUUUGCACUUAAACGAAGUAAGUCCUCCAGGACAGGCUUGAGUAAGGUCAUUCUCCUGGGAACCUUGUUUGUGCUUCCGUUUUGUAUAUUUUUAAUUUGUAACGUGCUGGUAGACUUCUAUUCUUUUACUUUUUUUAUAUAGUCCGUGAAGAGCGUUUCCAAACCGGUGUAAUUUUUCCCCCCCCCUGAAAUGUGGUGCAGUCAGCAAAGGUCUGUUUAAAGUCCAAAGAGUCUGUCAUGUUUCAUGCCCAAGGGUUUUUUUAGUCAAUGUCACAAAGCAUUUCUUGAGACUCGCUUAUGUGCCAAUAAGCUUAUUUUUGUUCUCUGCCAAAUUGCUUCUGAAUUAACUGUGGCCUUUAGGUAAAGAUGGCUAAACCCUGUCCUAUUUGGGUCCUUAAUCAUCUUUGCCAUAGCUUCCCCCAUCUAUUCCUAGACUUCUCCAAUUUUAUCAACCAGAUUCUCUUGCCGUUACCCCACAUUCCCAACAAGCCUUUUUAAGAUUUGAAUAUAACCAUUUGCUAGCCACUGACAAAACCAUAGGCUUUCAGAUUAACAUCCCUCCUUAGGCCAGGGCUUGAUAGAAGUAUGGUAUCCACGGCUUUUAGAUUUAUAGAUCUGCCUCCUACCUUGUGUGCAAUUUUUUUUUUAUUAUUAUUUAGAUCUCUAUGGGUGCACCACUUUCUGGCUCCUAAAAAUAAUAAGCUGGCUCCUAACUUCUACACAAAUUUAUCCAAUCCUGCUUUUAGUUGCAUAGACGACUCCAAGGCUUUUAAAAUGGUCAACCGUAUAUUCUUGUGUCUUGGUAAUAUUUUAAUGUUAUGUAUGGCAGAGUUCAUUGUACUAAGUAUAUUUUGAAUGUUGAUAUUUAAUACCUCAACAGAACAUAAUAGUUUUGUAGAUAAAGUAGGAUACUUUUACAUUCGGCAUAGUUUCUCCUGACACCACUCCUGUUCAGUUUUGAUUUUUAAAAAUGACCACAAUUACCU
Molecule: messenger RNA, 2076 nt
Organism: Spea bombifrons (plains spadefoot toad)
Lineage: Eukaryota; Metazoa; Chordata; Amphibia; Anura; Pelobatidae
Gene: PNRC2
Product: proline rich nuclear receptor coactivator 2
Exons: 3
Coding region: 393-815 (140 amino acids)
Biological process (GO): nuclear-transcribed mRNA catabolic process, nonsense-mediated decay
Cellular component (GO): nucleus; P-body
Source: RefSeq, a predicted model, not a curated record